AUGGUUGCUUUCAAGCUAUUGACGGCUAAACCGAUAGUAGCAGGAGGAACGCUAAAUGGCAAGCUGAUUGUCGAGGCAAAGAAGGAUACCAAAGCGAAGGAACUUGAUGUCAAAUUUCUUGGUGAAGAGAAGAUCCAAAUCGCCCACGCGGUGUCGACGGGAGAAUUUGUGAUGGAAGAGACAAAGAAGCAGACCAAGCAGCUCAUCCAUGAAGACGUUUUGAUGCAUGAUGUCAAUCGCAUUAUCAACGGCAACUUUGGGUUGCUUCCGGCCUGGACCUAUGAAUAUGCCUUCCAGAUUCCGCUGCCCUCGGAGCUACCUGCCAUCAUUGUGGUUCCCAAGAUUUUCAGACCAGACACUCAAAAGGUUCGGGGACCACUGGACGUUAGCAAAGGAGAAGUGACGGCUGGUGCCCACACAGAUGAUACUAUCCUCAUUCCUGGACAGCAGAUUACAUUGGAUUUGGGGAUUGUCAACGAUAGCAAGGCCACCAUCAAAGAGAUCACUGUCACCCUUGUGGAGAGGGUUGACGUUGCCUACCCAAACUUUGGUAAUCCCAAGUACACAAAGGAAAUUACGAAAGAUUUGACGGUAUCAGAGGUGGCUGUGGAUGAUACCUAUUGUGCCAAGAAAGGUUCUAAGGAAUUGAAAGAGGAAAAGAAAGAUCCACUCAAAUCAGAGAGGAACUACCAACUGGUAGCGGAACAGUUAUCCUCGGGAAACCACUUGGUCACACUUCCACCUGUCCCUGAAGAUGCUAGUGAUUCUUACCGGUACGCCAGUGAUUUGCUGAAGGUUUCCCAUGAAAUUGAUGUUCGUUUUCAAACAAAAACCUUCACUAGCAAUCCAGGCUUUAGGUUGCCAGUAGCAAUCCGCCGUGGUCGUGCUGCAGAAUCAGUGGAUGCGUCAGAUCUUCCCGUGGCUUUGGCAGAGGCAAUCAGUGACCUGGAUACUAUUGACGAAUCUGUACCAACCGCCAUUGCAACUCCCAUCAACUCAUCGAAGGGGGGUCUAGAGUACCGGUAG
Messenger RNA from Seminavis robusta, 1026 nucleotides. The record is from the annotation of a GenBank genome assembly. Lineage: Eukaryota; Bacillariophyta; Bacillariophyceae; Naviculales; Naviculaceae.